Messenger RNA from Gamsiella multidivaricata, 1231 nucleotides. RefSeq lists its product as uncharacterized. NCBI's taxonomy places the organism in Eukaryota, Fungi, Mortierellomycota, Mortierellomycetes, Mortierellales, Mortierellaceae. The record is from RefSeq and is a predicted model, not a curated record. The transcript has 4 exons. The coding region runs from base 132 to 845 and encodes 237 amino acids.
UAAAGCUUCCAGGAGUACCAUCUCAUCUCCCAUCCUUCUUUUGCUCGCUUUUCUCAUUCAACCCGACCUAUACCAGCAGCACACGGCUCUUUCUAUUCUCAACCGUCGCAUACUGAACGUGUCAACGCACCAUGGCUGACGCGCCAUUCGACUUUCUGGGCGAAGCCGGCAUCCCCGCCAGCAUCAACAGCCCCGCCGCAGAGGCAGGAGGAGCACUCAAGGAAGAAGAGGAUGCAUUCUCGGCUGCAGUCUCUGUCUGGAGAAGCAUCCAGCUCCCUGUUAUCCAACAAGAGAUGGACAAUCAAUCGGUGGAACUCUUGGAACAGCAACAACAAAGUUUGGCAGGACGAAAGAGACUAGCCGAACUGACUCGAGAAUUCAAAAGGAUUAAUGAUCAGGAAAAGCUGCAGCAAUUCAAGUUGCUGCUAAAGGCAUACCAACAGGAGAUCGACGCGAUUACAAAGAGAGAAAAGGCUACCGCACAGGCAUUUCUGAGCGUGUACAAUGUUCUCGGUCAAGCACCGGAUCCUGCGAAGUUACUACAGGUUGCAGCUGAUCAAACGAUCAAACUGGAGGAGAUUGGGCUCUUGCAGGCCGAGAACAUUCGACUCAAGGAAGAGAAUGCCAGUCUGAAUAGACAAACCACGAACCUGCGAUCCAUGUCGAGCAACGCCACCAAACUACAGCAGCGGCUGACUCGAUUAGAAACGAAGCAAGAAGAGACCAUUCAGGAGAAGGUCAGAGAGAAGGAACAGGCGUUCAGAGAAGAGUGGGAGGAAAGGAUUCGGAGCGCCAAGGAGAGGUAUGUCUGCUUCGCUCUUUCUUUCAAUUGUGUCCGUAUAUGAAUAUAUAUUGCGCCGCGCGCGUUUCGUUUCCAUUGCGAACUUGAGACAACAUAUCAAUCAUAUACAUUUGAUGACGACGAAUUAAUAGGGAACACGACUUGCAGAGACAACUGAACCAGGCAAAGGAUCAACUCAGGACACUUAAACAUACCAAUGACUCGACACAGGCAACUCUGGUCGAUCACUCGCAAAAGUACGAGGAGGAAGUUGUCGCCAAGCUGGCGGAGCUGGACAUCGUGCUUCUAGACUAUGAGCGAGCCAAUACCAGGAUAUCGGAACUCGAGGGCCAGAACGAGUUGUUGCGGGACCAAGUGGACAACACACAAGGACGGGGCAUUGACCAAGAGAGGUAACACACAUUUCAUCAGGCGCAAUGUUCACAAGAG